Molecule: messenger RNA, 879 nt
Organism: Cynara cardunculus var. scolymus (artichoke)
Lineage: Eukaryota; Viridiplantae; Streptophyta; Magnoliopsida; Asterales; Asteraceae
Product: oil body-associated protein 2A-like
Exons: 4
Coding region: 18-755 (245 amino acids)
Source: RefSeq, a predicted model, not a curated record
CUUCAAUCAAGCUACCAAUGGCUUCCACUUAUCCAACAGACGGUACCGGCGCCGCCCAAAAAAACGGCGUCCCGCCGGGUAAGCCAUUGUCCGUGGGAUCACAGAUGCUUGACAAAGGAGCUCAGAUGCUGCAAUCUUUGAAACCCAUCAAACAGAUGACUCAACAUGCAUGCACUUUUGCUUUGUAUGGCCAAGAUAUGUCUCGCCAAAUUCAAACUCAUCACUUUAUGACACGAAUCAACGAGGAUUUCCUCCAGUGUGCGGUUUACGAUUCUGAUGACUCCUCCGGCAGACUCAUCGGGGUGGAAUACAUAGUUUCGGAUCGUAUUUUCGAUACUUUGCCACCGGACGAGCAAAAACUGUGGCACUCUCAUGCUUAUGAGAUACAAUCAGGUCUGUUGGUGCACCCACGGGUUCCAGAAAUGGUGGCAAAGCCCGAGCUUGAAAACCUAGCCAGAACUUACGGCAAGUUUUGGUGCACCUGGCAAACUGAUAGAGGUGAUAAGCUGCCGAUCGGGCCACCAUCGCUAAUGAUGUCGCCCCAAUCUAUGGACCUCGGUGUAGUGAAGUCUGAGUUGGUGAAAAAAAGAGAUGAUAAAUACAACAUAUCGACUGAUGCUAUUCGGGGUUCGAGGAGCGGUAUCACAGGGCCGGAGAGGUUAAACACCAUGGCUGAUUACUGGAGAGACCACAAGAAAUGUCUUGCUAUUGAGGUUAAAAGUGCAGAGAUGAAGAAGAUGACUAUAUUUCCAUGAAUUUAAGCUGUUACAUGUUUGUGUGUGUAUAUAUGGAUUUAGUGUCUGGAAGGAGGGGGGUGUGUGUAUCUGUGUUUUAUACAAUGAAAAGGAAUUUCAGACUUCUAAUGAUAAAGUUGAGCAA